Messenger RNA from Brassica oleracea var. oleracea, 1557 nucleotides. RefSeq names its product protein PHR1-LIKE 1-like. The transcript has 7 exons. The coding region runs from base 249 to 1418 and encodes 389 amino acids. Gene Ontology annotation, molecular function: DNA binding; DNA-binding transcription factor activity. The record is from RefSeq and is a predicted model, not a curated record. NCBI's taxonomy places the organism in Eukaryota, Viridiplantae, Streptophyta, Magnoliopsida, Brassicales, Brassicaceae.
ACACCUCCUUGGACGAUGAAAGUACAAAAACAUCACCGUCAACAUUCUCUCGAGGACAACAGACAACAAGACGAUUUCUCCUAUUAUUUUCCUCAAGAUGGCAAUUUAUAAAUGAUUCUAUUCGUUCAUCUCCUAUUCCACCAUGAAUUGUUAGAUGCGAGAUUUGAUGAUUCGGUUUGGGGUGCACCCAUUAGAAUCUUCAAGAACUGACAAGUCUUCUUCGUUUACAGUUAUUACCAAGGACAACAAUGGAGGCUCGUCCGGUUCAGAGAUCAGGUUCUAUGGUGCUCAGUAACCUCACUCGCACUACUACUUCAAUACCUUCUAACCCUUCAACCGGAGAAGAAUCCUUCAUGAGAUCAGACAACACUCAGUUUAUCUCUAAGCCAUUAGGACAACAAACCUACCAUUUGCUUUCUUCCAGUAACAACGGAGCGGUUGGGCAUAUAUGCUCUUCAACAUCCUCUGGCUUCUCAACCAAUCUCCAUUACUCAUCUAUGGUGUCUCACGAGAAACACGGAAGCAGCAGUAACGAUACUUCUUGGUGCCAUGAUUCACUUCAUGGAGGAAGGUUUCUUGAUUUACCUGAGGCCAACCAUGUUGACGACGGUGGCAUUGGUUCUGCGUUUGAUGACAUUCAAAAACGAAACGAUUGGCAUGAAUGGGCUGACCACUUGAUCACCGAUGAAGAUCCUUUACUAUCUACUAGCUGGAAUGAUCUCUUGCUUAACACCAGUUCCCAUUCAGAUUCAAAGGUGCAAAUUCCACCGCAAGCUCAUCAGACUGUUCAGCAGCAGCCUUCUCCUUCUGUGGAGUUGCGACCUGUCGGCACAACAUCUUCAAGCAGUAACAACGGAACGGGCAAGGCACGUAUGCGUUGGACGCCAGAGCUUCACGAGGCUUUUGUUGAGGCUAUCAACAGUCUUGGUGGCAGUGAAAGAGCUACUCCUAAAGGCGUGCUGAAGAUUAUGAAAGUUGAAGGCUUAACUAUAUAUCAUGUCAAAAGCCAUUUGCAGAAGUAUAGGACAGCUAGAUAUAGGCCAGAACCAUCAGAAAAUGGUUCUUCAGAGAAGAAGUUGACACCGCUUGAACAGAUAACAUCUCUUGACUUGAAAGGUGGGAUAGGUAUUACAGAGGCUCUGAGACUUCAGAUGGAAGUGCAGAAGCAACUCCAUGAGCAGCUCGAGAUUCAAAGAAACUUGCAACUCCGGAUAGAAGAACAAGGAAAGUACCUGCAAAUGAUGUUCGAGAAACAAAACUCGGGUCUCGAAAAAGGGACAGCUUCAAAAUCAGAUACCUCAGCCAAAUCUGAACAGGAAGACAAGAAAACAGAUGCUUCAAAGGAGCUCGCAUCAGAGGAAACAAGGAAUAGCCAAGAGCCUGAAUCUUCUCAGGCAAAGCGUACCAAAACCCGAUAAUUGAAAGUAAUGGGAGUAUGAUGGAGAGCUUUGAGUUAGAUGAGAUAGGGAAGGUGGAUGCAAAACAUGAUGAACUUGCCGAUGAUGUUAAGGAUCUGAGAGAGAGUAUGAUGGAUCGUAUUUGAGUUUCAAGAAACAA